Messenger RNA from Closterium sp. NIES-65, 14004 nucleotides. Lineage: Eukaryota; Viridiplantae; Streptophyta; Zygnematophyceae; Desmidiales; Closteriaceae. The record is from the annotation of a GenBank genome assembly.
AUGGACGUGGACGUGGACGUGGACGUGGACGUGGACGUGGACGUGGACGUGGACGUGGACGUGGACGUGGACGUGGACGUGGACGUGGACGUGGACGUGGACGUGGACGUGGACGUGGACGUGGACGUGGACGUGGACGUGGACGUGGACGUGGACGUGGACGUGGACGUGGACGUGGACGUGGACGUGGACGUGGACGUGGACGUGGACGUGGACGUGGACGUGGACGUGGACGUGGACGUGGACGUGGACGUGGACGUGGACGUGGACGUGGACGUGGACGUGGACGUGGACGUGGACGUGGACGUGGACGUGGACGUGGACGUGGACGUGGACGUGGACGUGGACGUGGACGUGGACGUGGACGUGGACGUGGACGUGGACGUGGACGUGGACGUGGACGUGGACGUGGACGUGGACGUGGACGUGGACGUGGACGUGGACGUGGACGUGGACGUGGACGUGGACGUGGACGUGGACGUGGACGUGGACGUGGACGUGGACGUGGACGUGGACGUGGACGUGGACGUGGACGUGGACGUGGACGUGGACGUGGACGUGGACGUGGACGUGGACGUGGACGUGGACGUGGACGUGGACGUGGACGUGGACGUGGACGUGGACGUGGACGUGGACGUGGACGUGGACGUGGACGUGGACGUGGACGUGGACGUGGACGUGGACGUGGACGUGGACGUGGACGUGGACGUGGACGUGGACGUGGACGUGGACGUGGACGUGGACGUGGACGUGGACGUGGACGUGGACGUGGACGUGGACGUGGACGUGGACGUGGACGUGGACGUGGACGUGGACGUGGACGUGGACGUGGACGUGGACGUGGACGUGGACGUGGACGUGGACGUGGACGUGGACGUGGACGUGGACGUGGACGUGGACGUGGACGUGGACGUGGACGUGGACGUGGACGUGGACGUGGACGUGGACGUGGACGUGGACGUGGACGUGGACGUGGACGUGGACGUGGACGUGGACGUGGACGUGGACGUGGACGUGGACGUGGACGUGGACGUGGACGUGGACGUGGACGUGGACGUGGACGUGGACGUGGACGUGGACGUGGACGUGGACGUGGACGUGGACGUGGACGUGGACGUGGACGUGGACGUGGACGUGGACGUGGACGUGGACGUGGACGUGGACGUGGACGUGGACGUGGACGUGGACGUGGACGUGGACGUGGACGUGGACGUGGACGUGGACGUGGACGUGGACGUGGACGUGGACGUGGACGUGGACGUGGACGUGGACGUGGACGUGGACGUGGACGUGGACGUGGACGUGGACGUGGACGUGGACGUGGACGUGGACGUGGACGUGGACGUGGACGUGGACGUGGACGUGGACGUGGACGUGGACGUGGACGUGGACGUGGACGUGGACGUGGACGUGGACGUGGACGUGGACGUGGACGUGGACGUGGACGUGGACGUGGACGUGGACGUGGACGUGGACGUGGACGUGGACGUGGACGUGGACGUGGACGUGGACGUGGACGUGGACGUGGACGUGGACGUGGACGUGGACGUGGACGUGGACGUGGACGUGGACGUGGACGUGGACGUGGACGUGGACGUGGACGUGGACGUGGACGUGGACGUGGACGUGGACGUGGACGUGGACGUGGACGUGGACGUGGACGUGGACGUGGACGUGGACGUGGACGUGGACGUGGACGUGGACGUGGACGUGGACGUGGACGUGGACGUGGACGUGGACGUGGACGUGGACGUGGACGUGGACGUGGACGUGGACGUGGACGUGGACGUGGACGUGGACGUGGACGUGGACGUGGACGUGGACGUGGACGUGGACGUGGACGUGGACGUGGACGUGGACGUGGACGUGGACGUGGACGUGGACGUGGACGUGGACGUGGACGUGGACGUGGACGUGGACGUGGACGUGGACGUGGACGUGGACGUGGACGUGGACGUGGACGUGGACGUGGACGUGGACGUGGACGUGGACGUGGACGUGGACGUGGACGUGGACGUGGACGUGGACGUGGACGUGGACGUGGACGUGGACGUGGACGUGGACGUGGACGUGGACGUGGACGUGGACGUGGACGUGGACGUGGACGUGGACGUGGACGUGGACGUGGACGUGGACGUGGACGUGGACGUGGACGUGGACGUGGACGUGGACGUGGACGUGGACGUGGACGUGGACGUGGACGUGGACGUGGACGUGGACGUGGACGUGGACGUGGACGUGGACGUGGACGUGGACGUGGACGUGGACGUGGACGUGGACGUGGACGUGGACGUGGACGUGGACGUGGACGUGGACGUGGACGUGGACGUGGACGUGGACGUGGACGUGGACGUGGACGUGGACGUGGACGUGGACGUGGACGUGGACGUGGACGUGGACGUGGACGUGGACGUGGACGUGGACGUGGACGUGGACGUGGACGUGGACGUGGACGUGGACGUGGACGUGGACGUGGACGUGGACGUGGACGUGGACGUGGACGUGGACGUGGACGUGGACGUGGACGUGGACGUGGACGUGGACGUGGACGUGGACGUGGACGUGGACGUGGACGUGGACGUGGACGUGGACGUGGACGUGGACGUGGACGUGGACGUGGACGUGGACGUGGACGUGGACGUGGACGUGGACGUGGACGUGGACGUGGACGUGGACGUGGACGUGGACGUGGACGUGGACGUGGACGUGGACGUGGACGUGGACGUGGACGUGGACGUGGACGUGGACGUGGACGUGGACGUGGACGUGGACGUGGACGUGGACGUGGACGUGGACGUGGACGUGGACGUGGACGUGGACGUGGACGUGGACGUGGACGUGGACGUGGACGUGGACGUGGACGUGGACGUGGACGUGGACGUGGACGUGGACGUGGACGUGGACGUGGACGUGGACGUGGACGUGGACGUGGACGUGGACGUGGACGUGGACGUGGACGUGGACGUGGACGUGGACGUGGACGUGGACGUGGACGUGGACGUGGACGUGGACGUGGACGUGGACGUGGACGUGGACGUGGACGUGGACGUGGACGUGGACGUGGACGUGGACGUGGACGUGGACGUGGACGUGGACGUGGACGUGGACGUGGACGUGGACGUGGACGUGGACGUGGACGUGGACGUGGACGUGGACGUGGACGUGGACGUGGACGUGGACGUGGACGUGGACGUGGACGUGGACGUGGACGUGGACGUGGACGUGGACGUGGACGUGGACGUGGACGUGGACGUGGACGUGGACGUGGACGUGGACGUGGACGUGGACGUGGACGUGGACGUGGACGUGGACGUGGACGUGGACGUGGACGUGGACGUGGACGUGGACGUGGACGUGGACGUGGACGUGGACGUGGACGUGGACGUGGACGUGGACGUGGACGUGGACGUGGACGUGGACGUGGACGUGGACGUGGACGUGGACGUGGACGUGGACGUGGACGUGGACGUGGACGUGGACGUGGACGUGGACGUGGACGUGGACGUGGACGUGGACGUGGACGUGGACGUGGACGUGGACGUGGACGUGGACGUGGACGUGGACGUGGACGUGGACGUGGACGUGGACGUGGACGUGGACGUGGACGUGGACGUGGACGUGGACGUGGACGUGGACGUGGACGUGGACGUGGACGUGGACGUGGACGUGGACGUGGACGUGGACGUGGACGUGGACGUGGACGUGGACGUGGACGUGGACGUGGACGUGGACGUGGACGUGGACGUGGACGUGGACGUGGACGUGGACGUGGACGUGGACGUGGACGUGGACGUGGACGUGGACGUGGACGUGGACGUGGACGUGGACGUGGACGUGGACGUGGACGUGGACGUGGACGUGGACGUGGACGUGGACGUGGACGUGGACGUGGACGUGGACGUGGACGUGGACGUGGACGUGGACGUGGACGUGGACGUGGACGUGGACGUGGACGUGGACGUGGACGUGGACGUGGACGUGGACGUGGACGUGGACGUGGACGUGGACGUGGACGUGGACGUGGACGUGGACGUGGACGUGGACGUGGACGUGGACGUGGACGUGGACGUGGACGUGGACGUGGACGUGGACGUGGACGUGGACGUGGACGUGGACGUGGACGUGGACGUGGACGUGGACGUGGACGUGGACGUGGACGUGGACGUGGACGUGGACGUGGACGUGGACGUGGACGUGGACGUGGACGUGGACGUGGACGUGGACGUGGACGUGGACGUGGACGUGGACGUGGACGUGGACGUGGACGUGGACGUGGACGUGGACGUGGACGUGGACGUGGACGUGGACGUGGACGUGGACGUGGACGUGGACGUGGACGUGGACGUGGACGUGGACGUGGACGUGGACGUGGACGUGGACGUGGACGUGGACGUGGACGUGGACGUGGACGUGGACGUGGACGUGGACGUGGACGUGGACGUGGACGUGGACGUGGACGUGGACGUGGACGUGGACGUGGACGUGGACGUGGACGUGGACGUGGACGUGGACGUGGACGUGGACGUGGACGUGGACGUGGACGUGGACGUGGACGUGGACGUGGACGUGGACGUGGACGUGGACGUGGACGUGGACGUGGACGUGGACGUGGACGUGGACGUGGACGUGGACGUGGACGUGGACGUGGACGUGGACGUGGACGUGGACGUGGACGUGGACGUGGACGUGGACGUGGACGUGGACGUGGACGUGGACGUGGACGUGGACGUGGACGUGGACGUGGACGUGGACGUGGACGUGGACGUGGACGUGGACGUGGACGUGGACGUGGACGUGGACGUGGACGUGGACGUGGACGUGGACGUGGACGUGGACGUGGACGUGGACGUGGACGUGGACGUGGACGUGGACGUGGACGUGGACGUGGACGUGGACGUGGACGUGGACGUGGACGUGGACGUGGACGUGGACGUGGACGUGGACGUGGACGUGGACGUGGACGUGGACGUGGACGUGGACGUGGACGUGGACGUGGACGUGGACGUGGACGUGGACGUGGACGUGGACGUGGACGUGGACGUGGACGUGGACGUGGACGUGGACGUGGACGUGGACGUGGACGUGGACGUGGACGUGGACGUGGACGUGGACGUGGACGUGGACGUGGACGUGGACGUGGACGUGGACGUGGACGUGGACGUGGACGUGGACGUGGACGUGGACGUGGACGUGGACGUGGACGUGGACGUGGACGUGGACGUGGACGUGGACGUGGACGUGGACGUGGACGUGGACGUGGACGUGGACGUGGACGUGGACGUGGACGUGGACGUGGACGUGGACGUGGACGUGGACGUGGACGUGGACGUGGACGUGGACGUGGACGUGGACGUGGACGUGGACGUGGACGUGGACGUGGACGUGGACGUGGACGUGGACGUGGACGUGGACGUGGACGUGGACGUGGACGUGGACGUGGACGUGGACGUGGACGUGGACGUGGACGUGGACGUGGACGUGGACGUGGACGUGGACGUGGACGUGGACGUGGACGUGGACGUGGACGUGGACGUGGACGUGGACGUGGACGUGGACGUGGACGUGGACGUGGACGUGGACGUGGACGUGGACGUGGACGUGGACGUGGACGUGGACGUGGACGUGGACGUGGACGUGGACGUGGACGUGGACGUGGACGUGGACGUGGACGUGGACGUGGACGUGGACGUGGACGUGGACGUGGACGUGGACGUGGACGUGGACGUGGACGUGGACGUGGACGUGGACGUGGACGUGGACGUGGACGUGGACGUGGACGUGGACGUGGACGUGGACGUGGACGUGGACGUGGACGUGGACGUGGACGUGGACGUGGACGUGGACGUGGACGUGGACGUGGACGUGGACGUGGACGUGGACGUGGACGUGGACGUGGACGUGGACGUGGACGUGGACGUGGACGUGGACGUGGACGUGGACGUGGACGUGGACGUGGACGUGGACGUGGACGUGGACGUGGACGUGGACGUGGACGUGGACGUGGACGUGGACGUGGACGUGGACGUGGACGUGGACGUGGACGUGGACGUGGACGUGGACGUGGACGUGGACGUGGACGUGGACGUGGACGUGGACGUGGACGUGGACGUGGACGUGGACGUGGACGUGGACGUGGACGUGGACGUGGACGUGGACGUGGACGUGGACGUGGACGUGGACGUGGACGUGGACGUGGACGUGGACGUGGACGUGGACGUGGACGUGGACGUGGACGUGGACGUGGACGUGGACGUGGACGUGGACGUGGACGUGGACGUGGACGUGGACGUGGACGUGGACGUGGACGUGGACGUGGACGUGGACGUGGACGUGGACGUGGACGUGGACGUGGACGUGGACGUGGACGUGGACGUGGACGUGGACGUGGACGUGGACGUGGACGUGGACGUGGACGUGGACGUGGACGUGGACGUGGACGUGGACGUGGACGUGGACGUGGACGUGGACGUGGACGUGGACGUGGACGUGGACGUGGACGUGGACGUGGACGUGGACGUGGACGUGGACGUGGACGUGGACGUGGACGUGGACGUGGACGUGGACGUGGACGUGGACGUGGACGUGGACGUGGACGUGGACGUGGACGUGGACGUGGACGUGGACGUGGACGUGGACGUGGACGUGGACGUGGACGUGGACGUGGACGUGGACGUGGACGUGGACGUGGACGUGGACGUGGACGUGGACGUGGACGUGGACGUGGACGUGGACGUGGACGUGGACGUGGACGUGGACGUGGACGUGGACGUGGACGUGGACGUGGACGUGGACGUGGACGUGGACGUGGACGUGGACGUGGACGUGGACGUGGACGUGGACGUGGACGUGGACGUGGACGUGGACGUGGACGUGGACGUGGACGUGGACGUGGACGUGGACGUGGACGUGGACGUGGACGUGGACGUGGACGUGGACGUGGACGUGGACGUGGACGUGGACGUGGACGUGGACGUGGACGUGGACGUGGACGUGGACGUGGACGUGGACGUGGACGUGGACGUGGACGUGGACGUGGACGUGGACGUGGACGUGGACGUGGACGUGGACGUGGACGUGGACGUGGACGUGGACGUGGACGUGGACGUGGACGUGGACGUGGACGUGGACGUGGACGUGGACGUGGACGUGGACGUGGACGUGGACGUGGACGUGGACGUGGACGUGGACGUGGACGUGGACGUGGACGUGGACGUGGACGUGGACGUGGACGUGGACGUGGACGUGGACGUGGACGUGGACGUGGACGUGGACGUGGACGUGGACGUGGACGUGGACGUGGACGUGGACGUGGACGUGGACGUGGACGUGGACGUGGACGUGGACGUGGACGUGGACGUGGACGUGGACGUGGACGUGGACGUGGACGUGGACGUGGACGUGGACGUGGACGUGGACGUGGACGUGGACGUGGACGUGGACGUGGACGUGGACGUGGACGUGGACGUGGACGUGGACGUGGACGUGGACGUGGACGUGGACGUGGACGUGGACGUGGACGUGGACGUGGACGUGGACGUGGACGUGGACGUGGACGUGGACGUGGACGUGGACGUGGACGUGGACGUGGACGUGGACGUGGACGUGGACGUGGACGUGGACGUGGACGUGGACGUGGACGUGGACGUGGACGUGGACGUGGACGUGGACGUGGACGUGGACGUGGACGUGGACGUGGACGUGGACGUGGACGUGGACGUGGACGUGGACGUGGACGUGGACGUGGACGUGGACGUGGACGUGGACGUGGACGUGGACGUGGACGUGGACGUGGACGUGGACGUGGACGUGGACGUGGACGUGGACGUGGACGUGGACGUGGACGUGGACGUGGACGUGGACGUGGACGUGGACGUGGACGUGGACGUGGACGUGGACGUGGACGUGGACGUGGACGUGGACGUGGACGUGGACGUGGACGUGGACGUGGACGUGGACGUGGACGUGGACGUGGACGUGGACGUGGACGUGGACGUGGACGUGGACGUGGACGUGGACGUGGACGUGGACGUGGACGUGGACGUGGACGUGGACGUGGACGUGGACGUGGACGUGGACGUGGACGUGGACGUGGACGUGGACGUGGACGUGGACGUGGACGUGGACGUGGACGUGGACGUGGACGUGGACGUGGACGUGGACGUGGACGUGGACGUGGACGUGGACGUGGACGUGGACGUGGACGUGGACGUGGACGUGGACGUGGACGUGGACGUGGACGUGGACGUGGACGUGGACGUGGACGUGGACGUGGACGUGGACGUGGACGUGGACGUGGACGUGGACGUGGACGUGGACGUGGACGUGGACGUGGACGUGGACGUGGACGUGGACGUGGACGUGGACGUGGACGUGGACGUGGACGUGGACGUGGACGUGGACGUGGACGUGGACGUGGACGUGGACGUGGACGUGGACGUGGACGUGGACGUGGACGUGGACGUGGACGUGGACGUGGACGUGGACGUGGACGUGGACGUGGACGUGGACGUGGACGUGGACGUGGACGUGGACGUGGACGUGGACGUGGACGUGGACGUGGACGUGGACGUGGACGUGGACGUGGACGUGGACGUGGACGUGGACGUGGACGUGGACGUGGACGUGGACGUGGACGUGGACGUGGACGUGGACGUGGACGUGGACGUGGACGUGGACGUGGACGUGGACGUGGACGUGGACGUGGACGUGGACGUGGACGUGGACGUGGACGUGGACGUGGACGUGGACGUGGACGUGGACGUGGACGUGGACGUGGACGUGGACGUGGACGUGGACGUGGACGUGGACGUGGACGUGGACGUGGACGUGGACGUGGACGUGGACGUGGACGUGGACGUGGACGUGGACGUGGACGUGGACGUGGACGUGGACGUGGACGUGGACGUGGACGUGGACGUGGACGUGGACGUGGACGUGGACGUGGACGUGGACGUGGACGUGGACGUGGACGUGGACGUGGACGUGGACGUGGACGUGGACGUGGACGUGGACGUGGACGUGGACGUGGACGUGGACGUGGACGUGGACGUGGACGUGGACGUGGACGUGGACGUGGACGUGGACGUGGACGUGGACGUGGACGUGGACGUGGACGUGGACGUGGACGUGGACGUGGACGUGGACGUGGACGUGGACGUGGACGUGGACGUGGACGUGGACGUGGACGUGGACGUGGACGUGGACGUGGACGUGGACGUGGACGUGGACGUGGACGUGGACGUGGACGUGGACGUGGACGUGGACGUGGACGUGGACGUGGACGUGGACGUGGACGUGGACGUGGACGUGGACGUGGACGUGGACGUGGACGUGGACGUGGACGUGGACGUGGACGUGGACGUGGACGUGGACGUGGACGUGGACGUGGACGUGGACGUGGACGUGGACGUGGACGUGGACGUGGACGUGGACGUGGACGUGGACGUGGACGUGGACGUGGACGUGGACGUGGACGUGGACGUGGACGUGGACGUGGACGUGGACGUGGACGUGGACGUGGACGUGGACGUGGACGUGGACGUGGACGUGGACGUGGACGUGGACGUGGACGUGGACGUGGACGUGGACGUGGACGUGGACGUGGACGUGGACGUGGACGUGGACGUGGACGUGGACGUGGACGUGGACGUGGACGUGGACGUGGACGUGGACGUGGACGUGGACGUGGACGUGGACGUGGACGUGGACGUGGACGUGGACGUGGACGUGGACGUGGACGUGGACGUGGACGUGGACGUGGACGUGGACGUGGACGUGGACGUGGACGUGGACGUGGACGUGGACGUGGACGUGGACGUGGACGUGGACGUGGACGUGGACGUGGACGUGGACGUGGACGUGGACGUGGACGUGGACGUGGACGUGGACGUGGACGUGGACGUGGACGUGGACGUGGACGUGGACGUGGACGUGGACGUGGACGUGGACGUGGACGUGGACGUGGACGUGGACGUGGACGUGGACGUGGACGUGGACGUGGACGUGGACGUGGACGUGGACGUGGACGUGGACGUGGACGUGGACGUGGACGUGGACGUGGACGUGGACGUGGACGUGGACGUGGACGUGGACGUGGACGUGGACGUGGACGUGGACGUGGACGUGGACGUGGACGUGGACGUGGACGUGGACGUGGACGUGGACGUGGACGUGGACGUGGACGUGGACGUGGACGUGGACGUGGACGUGGACGUGGACGUGGACGUGGACGUGGACGUGGACGUGGACGUGGACGUGGACGUGGACGUGGACGUGGACGUGGACGUGGACGUGGACGUGGACGUGGACGUGGACGUGGACGUGGACGUGGACGUGGACGUGGACGUGGACGUGGACGUGGACGUGGACGUGGACGUGGACGUGGACGUGGACGUGGACGUGGACGUGGACGUGGACGUGGACGUGGACGUGGACGUGGACGUGGACGUGGACGUGGACGUGGACGUGGACGUGGACGUGGACGUGGACGUGGACGUGGACGUGGACGUGGACGUGGACGUGGACGUGGACGUGGACGUGGACGUGGACGUGGACGUGGACGUGGACGUGGACGUGGACGUGGACGUGGACGUGGACGUGGACGUGGACGUGGACGUGGACGUGGACGUGGACGUGGACGUGGACGUGGACGUGGACGUGGACGUGGACGUGGACGUGGACGUGGACGUGGACGUGGACGUGGACGUGGACGUGGACGUGGACGUGGACGUGGACGUGGACGUGGACGUGGACGUGGACGUGGACGUGGACGUGGACGUGGACGUGGACGUGGACGUGGACGUGGACGUGGACGUGGACGUGGACGUGGACGUGGACGUGGACGUGGACGUGGACGUGGACGUGGACGUGGACGUGGACGUGGACGUGGACGUGGACGUGGACGUGGACGUGGACGUGGACGUGGACGUGGACGUGGACGUGGACGUGGACGUGGACGUGGACGUGGACGUGGACGUGGACGUGGACGUGGACGUGGACGUGGACGUGGACGUGGACGUGGACGUGGACGUGGACGUGGACGUGGACGUGGACGUGGACGUGGACGUGGACGUGGACGUGGACGUGGACGUGGACGUGGACGUGGACGUGGACGUGGACGUGGACGUGGACGUGGACGUGGACGUGGACGUGGACGUGGACGUGGACGUGGACGUGGACGUGGACGUGGACGUGGACGUGGACGUGGACGUGGACGUGGACGUGGACGUGGACGUGGACGUGGACGUGGACGUGGACGUGGACGUGGACGUGGACGUGGACGUGGACGUGGACGUGGACGUGGACGUGGACGUGGACGUGGACGUGGACGUGGACGUGGACGUGGACGUGGACGUGGACGUGGACGUGGACGUGGACGUGGACGUGGACGUGGACGUGGACGUGGACGUGGACGUGGACGUGGACGUGGACGUGGACGUGGACGUGGACGUGGACGUGGACGUGGACGUGGACGUGGACGUGGACGUGGACGUGGACGUGGACGUGGACGUGGACGUGGACGUGGACGUGGACGUGGACGUGGACGUGGACGUGGACGUGGACGUGGACGUGGACGUGGACGUGGACGUGGACGUGGACGUGGACGUGGACGUGGACGUGGACGUGGACGUGGACGUGGACGUGGACGUGGACGUGGACGUGGACGUGGACGUGGACGUGGACGUGGACGUGGACGUGGACGUGGACGUGGACGUGGACGUGGACGUGGACGUGGACGUGGACGUGGACGUGGACGUGGACGUGGACGUGGACGUGGACGUGGACGUGGACGUGGACGUGGACGUGGACGUGGACGUGGACGUGGACGUGGACGUGGACGUGGACGUGGACGUGGACGUGGACGUGGACGUGGACGUGGACGUGGACGUGGACGUGGACGUGGACGUGGACGUGGACGUGGACGUGGACGUGGACGUGGACGUGGACGUGGACGUGGACGUGGACGUGGACGUGGACGUGGACGUGGACGUGGACGUGGACGUGGACGUGGACGUGGACGUGGACGUGGACGUGGACGUGGACGUGGACGUGGACGUGUGGACGUGGACGACGUGGACGUGGACGUGGACGUGGAUGGACGUGGACGUGGACGUGGACGUGGACGUGGACGUGGACGUGGACGUGGACGUGGACGUGGACGUGGACGUGGACGUGGACGUGGACGUGGACGUGGACGUGGACGUGGACGUGGACGUGGACGUGGACGUGGACGUGGACGUGGACGUGGACGUGGACGUGGACGUGGACGUGGACGUGGACGUGGACGUGGACGUGGACGUGGACGUGGACGUGGACGUGGACGUGGACGUGGACGUGGACGUGGACGUGGACGUGGACGUGGACGUGGACGUGGACGUGGACGUGGACGUGGACGUGGACGUGGACGUGGACGUGGACGUGGACGUGGACGUGGACGUGGACGUGGACGUGGACGUGGACGUGGACGUGGACGUGGACGUGGACGUGGACGUGGACGUGGACGUGGACGUGGACGUGGACGUGGACGUGGACGUGGACGUGGACGUGGACGUGGACGUGGACGUGGACGUGGACGUGGACGUGGACGUGGACGUGGACUGGACGUGGACGUGGACGUGGACGUGGACGUGUGGACGUGGACAUGGACGUGGACGUGGACGUGGACGUGGACGUGGACGUGGACGUGGACGUGGACGUGGACGUGGACGUGUGGGACGUGGACAUGGACGUGGACGUGGACGUGGUCGUGGAACGCGUGGACGUGGACGUGGACGUGUGGACGUGGACGUGGACGUGGACGUGGACGUGGACGUGGACGUGGACGUGGACGUGGACGUGGACGUGACGUGGACGUGGACGGACGUGGACGUGGACGUGGACGUGGACGUGGACGUGGACGUGGACGUGGACGUGGACGUGGACGUGGACGUGGACGUGGACGUGGACGUGGACGUGGACGUGGACGUGGACGUGGACGUGGACGUGGACGUGGACGUGGACGUGGACGUGGACAUGGACGUGGACGUGGGCGUGGACGUGGACGUGGACGUGGACGUGGACGUGGACGUGGACGUGGACAUGGACGUGGACGUGGACGUGGACGUGGACGUGGACGUGGACGUGGACGUGGACGUGGACGUGGACGUGGACGUGGACGUGGACGACGUGGACGUGGACGUGGACGUGGACGUGGACGUGGACGUGGACGUGGACGUGGACGGGACGUGGACGUGGACGUGGACGUGGACGUGGACGUGGACGUGGACGUGGACGUGGACGUGGACGUGGACGUGGACGGGACUUGGACGUGGACGUGGACGUGGACGUGGACGUGGACGUGGACGUGGACGUGGACGUGGACGUGACGUGGACGUGGACGUGGACGUGGACGUGGACGUGGACGUGGACGUGGACGUGGACGUGGACGUGGACGUGGACGUGGACGUGGACGUGGACGUGGACGUGGACGUGGACGUGGACGCGUGGACGUGGACGUGGACGUGGACGUGGACGUGGACGGACGUGGACGUGGACGUGGACAUGGACGUGGACGUGGACGUGGACGUGGACGUGGACGUGGACGGUCGUGGACGUGGACGUGGACGGUACGUGGACGUGGACGUGGACGUGGACGUGGACGUGGACGUGGACGUGGACGUGGACGUGGACGUGGACGUGGACGUGGACGUGGACGUGGACGUGGACGUGGACGUGGACGUGGACGUGGACGUGGACGUGGACGUGGACGUGACGUGGACGUGGACGUGGACGUGGACGUGGACGUGGACGUGGACGGGACGUGGACGUGGACUGGACGUGGACGUGGACGUGGACGUGGACGUGGACGUGGACGUGGACUUGGUGGACGUGGACGUGGACGUGGACGUGGACGUGGACGACGUGGACGUGGACGUGGACGUGGACGUGGACGUGGACGUGGACGUGGACGUGGACGUGGACGUGGACGUGGACGGAGUGGACGUGGACGUGGACGUGGACGUGUGA